Messenger RNA from Canis lupus familiaris (dog), 1354 nucleotides. RefSeq names its product small nuclear RNA activating complex polypeptide 2 (gene SNAPC2). Gene Ontology annotation, biological process: snRNA transcription. Bases 38 to 1039 code for a protein of 333 amino acids. Gene Ontology annotation, cellular component: nuclear body. NCBI's taxonomy places the organism in Eukaryota, Metazoa, Chordata, Mammalia, Carnivora, Canidae. Gene Ontology annotation, molecular function: RNA polymerase II general transcription initiation factor activity. The transcript is spliced from 5 exons. The record is from RefSeq and is a predicted model, not a curated record.
GAAACGGGCCCGGGACGCCGACACCGUCCUCGCCGGCAUGAAGCCUCCGCAGCGGCGGCGAACGGCCCCGGCGCGCUACCUGGGCGAGGUGACAGGCCCCGCGGCCUGGAGCGCCCGCGAGAAGCGGCAGCUGCUACGACUACUGCAGGCGCGGCAGGGCCAGCCGGAGCCGGACGCCGCUGAGCUGGCCCGAGAGCUUCCGGGCCGCAGCGAGACCGAGGUCCGGGACUUCCUGCGGCAGCUUAAGGGCCGCGCGGUCCGGGAGGCCCUCCAGAGGCUGCAUCCUGGUCCGAGGCGCCGAGAAACACAGACCCCGGCCCCCAUCGAGGUAUGGAUGGAUCUGGCUGAGAAGAUAACAGGCCCGCUGGAGGAAGCCCUGACUGUGGCCUUCUCACAGGUACUCACCAUCGCAGCCACAGAGCCCAUGAGCCUUCUGCACUCCAAGCCUCCCAAGCCCACACAGGCUCGUGGAAAGCUACUGUUGCUCGAUGCCUCUGGAGGGCAGAAGGAAGCGAGCCCUGAAACUCCCGGCCCCGCCCCUAAGCCCGAUGGCCCGGCCCCCGAGGCAUCUUCUGAAUUCCUGGCUGACCCUUCCUCGGCUGAGGGAGAAGUGGCUGAGGGAGACUUCUCCGUGGACUUUGAGAAGAUCUACAAGUACCUGUCAUCCGUCUCCCGCAGGUGUCAUGGCCCUGAACUCUCUGCCGCUGAGGCUGCUGUGGUCCUAGACCUGCUCAUGGCACUUCCCGAGGAGCUGCAGCGCCUGCCCUGCGAUGCCCUGGUUAAACACAUGUCGGACAUGUACGUCCACCUGACAGCUCCCCAGCCUGACCCAGCCAGUGAGGGCCUGGGGCCGGCAGCUGAGGAUGCUGGGACAAGCUCCAGCCGGCAGGAGGCCGCAGGCCAGGCCCCUCCCCAGGCCUCUGAGAGCACUGGGCCUGCUGAACCAAGGUCUCCUUGGCAAGCAGCAGGGGUCUGUCCCCUGAACCCAUUCUUGGUGCCCCUGGAAUUUCUGGGCCAGGCAGCCACCCCUGCAAGGUGAAGGCCCGGCAGGCGGAUGACACAGCAGACAUCUGUGAGCCCCCUGGCCCUCGGGCCUGCCUGGGCUGGCACUGGGUUGUCAUGAGGAUCCAGUCAUGGUGGAAGGCCCCUGACAUGGUGGGCAGCAGGGGGUGGCCUUUAAGAUGACCGACACAGCAGGAGUCUCCAGAGACAGCAGACAGGUGUACAGGGGCUUGGCCGCAGAGCUGAGGUGGGGGCAGUCGGGCAGCUUGGUUAAAGUCACAGUUAAAUACUGUCCCUUCCCACAUCCUGUAUUCUCUGUCCUGUAAUUGUGAGUAAAGUUCUUGUCAACCCA